Molecule: messenger RNA, 2581 nt
Organism: Colletotrichum navitas
Lineage: Eukaryota; Fungi; Ascomycota; Sordariomycetes; Glomerellales; Glomerellaceae
Product: glycosyl hydrolase family 3 N terminal domain-containing protein
Exons: 6
Coding region: 95-2581 (828 amino acids)
Biological process (GO): glucan catabolic process
Molecular function (GO): beta-glucosidase activity
Source: RefSeq, a predicted model, not a curated record
GUACGGAAGGACAGUGAAUGUUGUUUAAUCAACCUCGACGGCUCACCUCUUUGAUUGCCACCUCAGCUCUUACUCUCCCUGGAAUCUGGCCGAAAUGUCCGUCUUAUCCAUCAUUCGUUAUCUCCCAGCCUUCGCAUUGCUUCUCUCUGCAACCGUGGCCCAGAUCCCCCCCGACUUGCCAAUUGACGGACCGACCAGGCAAUAUCUCGAAACUCUCCCUCCGGACAAGCUUGCAGCUAUCCUGAAGAUCUACGAGCAGGCCAUUGCAGGACAGAUACCAGCGCCGCCUGAGUUGAUUGAGCAACAAGAACUUUAUUGGAGCUACGAAAGGAGUCCGCCUGUAUAUCCCACGCCCCGAGGUGAAGGUCUUGGGGACUGGUCCGACGCCUACAACGAGGCAGAAGCUAUUGUCAAACAGAUGACCCUUGACGAAAAAGUAUCUGUUGUGUCAGGACAAACAUCAGUCACUAAUGGAUGUGCUGGAAUGAUCCCUGGUGUCCCGCGCCUUGGAUUUCCUGGUAUUUGCGUCCAAGAUGGCCCGAACGGUCUUCACGGGGUCGAAGCAGUGAAUGGUUACGCAUCUGCAAUCACCGUUGGUGCGGCUUGGAACAAAGAGCUUGCUCAUGCACGUGGUGUCGCUAUGGGCCUGGAGGCCAAAGCGAAGGGAGUCAACAACUUGAUAGGGCCAACAAUGGGACCUCUUGGCCGCACAGUUCUGGGAGGCAGAAACUGGGAAUCUUUCUCAGUUGAUCCGUAUCUUUGUGGAGUCAUGGGCGCCCAAACAAUCCUCGGUCAACAAGAGAACGUCAUCGCAACUGCAAAACACUUCAUUGUCAAUGAACAGGAAACCAACCGGCAGCCGAGCAUGUUCGGCUUUGGCAACGCCUCCGUCUCUGUGACUGUAGAUGACAAGACCAUGCACGAACUAUACUUAUGGCCCUUUCAGGAUGCAGUCAAGGCAGGUGUCGGGUCCGUCAUGUGCUCGUACAACCGGAUCAACGGCUCCCACGGAUGCCAAAACAGUUACACUCAAAACGGACUGCUCAAGAAGGAGCUUAACUUCCAGGGCUAUGUGAUCACUGAUAGCGGAGCAUUGCAUAGUGGCAUCGCCAGCGUCAAUGCCGGUGCGGACGUUACCACCCCUUACAACCAGGUUUGGGGAAAGAAUCUCACUGCGGCGAUUGCGAACAACACAAUGAGCAUGGACAGGCUCGAUGACAUGGUUACACGUUGGCUCAAGUUGGCGCGAUUUGAACCUGGCACUGGAAUGCCUAUUGACGUAUCAUCGCCACACAAGGUAGUGAGCUCUAUUACCCAGGAGCAAAGAGCGACGGUGUUCCAAGGAGCUGUCGAAGGCAUUGUGUUGGUGAAGAAUGUCAACGAAACUCUUCCUCUGCGUAAACCAGCAGUUCUAUCUCUGUUCGGUUACGACGCACAAGCUCCAGCCAAGAAUACCCCAGAGGGCUUCAACUCAAAGCAUGGGCUAGGGUUCCAGAGCGUCAACGUUACCGACGAGGAAAUGCAAGGCCUCUUUAUUGGCUUUGGAGACUUUCCAGCAGCUGCCCGCCUAGGCACUCUUAUCAGCGGCGGCGGAAGCCCGUCUGUUGUCCCAGCCUACAUCGAUUCGCCGCACGAGGCAUUCCAGCAGCGUGCAUUGGAGGAUGGGACCUUUUUGCUUUGGGACUUCGAAUCCCAAGAUCCUGUCUACGCGAAUGCAGGAUCUAAUGCAUGCAUUGUGUUCAUCAACGAGUUCGCUUCGGAAGGCUCGGAUCGUCAGACUUUGGCCGACCCUUGGUCAGACCAGCUGGUCUUGAAUGUUGCCUCCAAGUGUCCAAACACUAUCGUCUCAAUCCACAACUCUGGUACUAGGCUGGUGGACAGAUGGAUUGACCACCCUAAUGUCACCGCCGUUCUCUUCGCCCAUCUCCCUGGUCAGGAUGCUGGUCGUUCAUUGGUUGAGGUUAUGUACGGGAUCCAAGCUCCUUCAGGUCGACUACCUUACACCGUCGCCAAGAACGAAUCUGACUAUGGCGAGUUACUUCAUCCUGUGACCGCCGACAACACGUCUAACUACUAUACGUCGGUCAACUUCACAGAGGGAGUUUAUAUCGACUACCGCCGCUUCGAUGCUCUAAACAUCACCCCCCGAUAUGAGUUCGGUUUCGGCCUAACUUACACCACCUUUGAAUACUCGAGUUUGAAUCUCAGCCUGUCAACCAAUGCAACAACUCUCGGGCCGCUUCCACCACCUUCUGAACCCGCAGAAGGCGGUGCAUCUUCCCUGUGGGACGUCGUUGCUGUUGCAAGUGUGGACGUCAAGAAUAUGGGCAAUGUAUCCGCUCCUGAGGUCCCUCAGCUCUACGUCGGCAUCCCUGGUGCCCCAGAGAAGCAGCUGCGCGGGUUUGAGAAGGUGCCCUUGAAUCCUCUGGAGAGCAAAACGGUUAGCUUCCCGCUCACUCGGAGAGACUUAAGUGUGUGGGACGUGGUACAACAGAAUUGGGUUUUGCAGAAAGGAGACUACAAGGUGUAUGUUGGCGCAAGCAGUCGUGACGUACGCGUCACUGGCGUUUUAUCUGUCUAA